AUGGAGCUGCUCGAGUGCCGACUUUGCCUCUUUCCCAUGUGGGAACCGGUGACCAUACCUUGCGGUCACACAUUCUGCAGGAGGUGCGCAGUGACGUACCUCCCGUCUAAAUGUCCGACCUGCAAAGAGAGGUUAAAACAGAGGGAAAUGAGGAACGGGAAAAACAACGUUCUACUCAUCCGUGUCAUUGAGAAAUGCUGGCCCGAGGAUGCAAAGAUUAAGCGGCACUUGCAGGAGAAGCUACGAGCCAAGCAAUACCAGGAGGCUUUGCGCGUUGCCAACGACGGAAUACACCAAGUCCCCGAAGACCCAAGUCUGAAGUUAUACAGAGCUGAAGCGAACUGUGGCCUGCUGCGUUUCUCUGAUGCUCUAGCGGACCUUGAUUACCUUUGCUGUCUUAGGCCAUUAUGGAUUGAGGGCUUUUUUCGAAAAGGGAACAUACUACUGGAAAUGGCUCAGCAAACAGAAUCCCUCAUCCAGUUUCAUCAUUGCCUAAAACUUCAAGCUGACUUUGUUCCUGCUAAGAAUCAGAUUAAGAAGAUUUUGGAAGCAGAAGGCAUCUCGGUGCCAGAGGACGUAUCCUGCAUUAUCCAGGUGUUAGCUGAGUACUUAAAAACUUCCUACCCCGUUAAAAGCCUCAGUGGCACCCUGGUAACACACCCUGAGGACCUCAAACAUCCAUAUGGGGACGCAAUGGGCAAAGAUAGGAGAGACGCACACCAGACCUCAAAAGCGAAGCACGACAAUAGCACAGAGUGUUGCCUGAGCCUCUGCCAAGCUGUUUCUUUCCUGCCUGCUAGUGAAGAUGAUGAGGAUAUGACAAGAAAGGAGGAUGUGAAUGGCAGCGGUACAUGUGCCAGGGAUAAAACUCUGAGUGUACUCAGUGUGUCAGACUUUGAGUGCCCGCUCUGCAUCAGGUUGUUUCAUGAGCCAGUUACCACUCCAUGUGGUCACACUUUCUGCAAAAACUGCAUCGAGAGGAGUCUGGACCACAACCUCCGUUGUCCACUCUGUAAGCAGCCACUACAAGAGUACUUGAAAAAUAGGAAGUAUAACAUCACUGUUGUAGUUCUGGAUAUCAUGGACUGCCUUUUCCCUGCACAGUUGGCGGAAAGGAAACAAAUCCAUGAUGCUGAAAUGGCUGAGCUUUCAAACCUCACUAAGGACAUCCCUAUAUUUGUUUGCACUGUGGCCUACCCAGGUGUGCCGUGCCCACUGCAUAUCUUUGAACCUCGAUACAGACUGAUGAUGCGUCGCUGUAUGGAGACAGGAACAAAGAAGUUUGGCAUGUGUAGUUAUGAACAUGGAAAAGGAUUUGCAGACUAUGGCUGUAUGCUGGAGAUCCUUAGCCUGGAGCUGCUACCUGAUGGCCGGUCUUAUGUGGACAGUGUGGGUAGCAGCAGGUUCAGAGUCUUAAAAAGAGGCUUAAGAGAUGGGUACCACACUGCAGAUAUUGAGUAUCUGGAGGAUAACAAGGUUGAAGGAAGUGAAUUGGAACUCCUGCAGCGUCUGCAUGACAGUGUCUAUCAACAGGCUCAGGACUGGUAUCAACGCCUCGGCAGCCGCAUGAGAGAACAGAUAAACAGGCAAUAUGGUAUCAUGCCUAGUAUUGAGGAGAACAUUCAGGCCUCAUCAAACGGUCCAGCUUGGUGCUGGUGGCUGCUCUCUGUCCUCCAGCUGGACCCUUCCUAUCAAACCACGGUCCUCUCCCUCUCCUCGCUAAAAGACCGUCUUGGUCAUCUACGCCUCAUUCUUGAGUACUUCUCUCAAAGCUAA
Messenger RNA from Nerophis lumbriciformis (worm pipefish), 1776 nucleotides. Lineage: Eukaryota; Metazoa; Chordata; Actinopteri; Syngnathiformes; Syngnathidae. The record is from RefSeq and is a predicted model, not a curated record.